Ostreococcus lucimarinus CCE9901 is the source of this 771-nucleotide messenger RNA. RefSeq lists its product with no specific name. Gene Ontology annotation, molecular function: RNA binding. Lineage: Eukaryota; Viridiplantae; Chlorophyta; Mamiellophyceae; Mamiellales; Bathycoccaceae. Gene Ontology annotation, biological process: tRNA modification. The transcript has a single exon. Bases 1 to 771 code for a protein of 256 amino acids. The record is from RefSeq and is a predicted model, not a curated record.
AUGUCCGUCGAGCACUCGCGAACCGUACGCCUGAGCGAGGAUUUGUCCUACGUUCAACCCACGGCGCCGCUUCCCUCCUGGCUCAAAGGUUUCUUCGUCACGGCGGUGAGCAAAGGACAGGAUUCGGUGGUCCAAGCCGCCAUUGAAGCUUCAAACAUUCUGAACGAUUACUGGUUCAAAGUGGCGUACGACGCCCAUCGCAUCGACGGGGAAAAGCCGUACGAACGCGCCGAGGCGAUGUGGAUCCCCGGUUGCGACGCGUGCGCGUUCGUGGCGCUUCGGCCGGACGACAACGACGCGAACGUCUACAUGUGCGCGAAAGCCAUCGUGGAGGAGUGUCGAAAGGGCGCGGAUUGGAAGCAACCGACGCACGUCGCGCGGAUCGUUGCGGUUGAGAAAAGCUCGAGCGAGCUCGAACUAGACGCGCUCGCGCGAGACGUUCUGUCGAAGCACUUUCCAGAGCGAGGCGGCGACUCGGAGCCCGUUACUUUCGGCAUUCACUACGAAGAACACUCGCCGAUGAGACAUUUCUCGAGCACGGACGUGAAUCGCUUUGUCGGCUCGCACGUUCCAGACGAAGGGUACAAAGUCGAUCUCAAGAAUCCAAGGUUCACGAUCUGCGUCGUCAACGCGGGCGGUUCGAUGAUGAUGUCCGUCGUCGAAGCCUACGACGCGCUCGGGCACUUCAACGUGCAUCGCGCGGCGUUCGAGGACAAACUCAGCGAUACCGUGCCGGCGCGCGGCGACGAUUCCGCGCAGCCCGCGGCGUGA